ACAGCAGGAGAUCGACAGUACGAGCAGUCGUGUACUAAAACUCGGGCAGAUAUCCUCGAAGAAUAUUAUCAAUACCAUGUCGUGGUUCAUCGUCGUUCCACGACCUCCUGGGAGGUCGUUUUAUUUGCACGACCGUCAGCACCCUUCUUGCAGCCGACGGCGUGGUGCUGUUUUUCGCGGCCACCAACCACGACUUCGACGUGCACACAGUGCUGGUGCCCGAAGAUGUUUUACUUGCUUGGACCAGCUAGAAGUUACGAGGAAAGUACUCGUUGCGCCGGGGUGGUGGUCGUGUCGCAUUCGCUUGUUGAUGUCGCGCCGCCUUGUUCAUCUAGAAGCUCUGCCGUUCCUCAUUUUCAUGGUGCCGCUCAUUCUCAUAUUCGAACAAAUUUUGACUUUUAUCCCGAUGAAGGAUGAUCAUGAUAGACGCCCUCCCUUAGAAGAGACACCACCACGACCCACUUCUGCCGUUAUUUUUGUCUCCGCGUCCAUUGCGGGUUUGACCAGACCGAUUUGCCCGGCUACUGGGUAUGGCCAUUGUGGAAAUGCAACUACCGUCAGAAUGAGCACUCAAGUCAACAUUUGGCAGGGCAGCCUAAAAAAGUGCGACGCGGACUGCCGGGGCCUGACGGACUGUGCGGCCUUUUCGUACGGGAUGGCCAAUAACGUCCGCCACAGGUGCUGGUUUUACGAAACCAGCGUCGGCUGUACUGGGGCAAGUUCCACCGCAGACGCCUACUCUUACACCACUUUCACCCUGGCCAGGAACACGGAGGCGUGCGUGGAUUCGUCCACCCUCGAGGAGCCUCCCAGCUGCCCGGUUGCGUUCGACGGAGGGUGCGAUAAACCGCCAGAGCAAUGGAUCGCCGCGAUGCACUACGAUCGGACUGAUUACACCAUCAAGGAGGGCAGGUACCUUUGUGCGAACACGCCCGACUGUGACAGUUUCUGGCUGGUUGGGUCUUCCGCUACGUCGGGCCGUCUCGUCUUGCGGAAGGCGGGAUGUACACUAAAGGCGAGUGAAGCGGGUAUCAAAGUGAAAAAUCUCCCUUCGCGAUAUUGAAACGAAAAUUUCUGUUGCUGCAUUUGUGUACACAAAGACAAAUCAGCUCUGUCUUGCAGUGAGGCACUGCAGGCAAAGCCUAAGCCUGUGUAUAUGUGUUUUGAUGUAGGUGCUUAGCAUAGCAGAGGCCUGCCAUGUAGCCGCAACAGCAUUACAAAUCGCCUGCAUAGGCCGGCGGUUUCUUUGGAUGUGCCCUCCUGCAAGAGAGACAGGAUUUGUGGCCACGAAUCAGCAGCACAAAUAUUUAGGAACAUACCUGCUCAAUAUGGGGAGGGGGGGUUUUUUCUCGCAAUAGCGGGAAGCGAGCGGGGUUUUCUGUUAAGCGAAUGCCCGCCCACCACAUCAACGACGACGACCACAACGACGACCACAGCACGUGUGGACACUCUCCAGACGCCGCUGUGCCCCGCGGAGUGGGCGGGCGCAAGCUUCGGCACGAGCCUGGGUUGGUGCACCAACCAGGAAAGCAACAAGAAGCUGCAUGUGAACACGAAUGCCGGGAACACGAUUCUCACUUGCGACCUGGUAUGCAUUGCAAAAAUCUCUGGGUUUGGAAGAGUGCAAGUUUGUCAUGCUUCUCUGGCAUAAGCAUGACUCAUACUUAAAUCUGUGAUGCGUGAGCCAAUAUGUAUAGGCGUGGAGUUACCCGUGCGGCAAAGAGCUCUGCCGCCGAUCCAACGAUGAUGAUGAUGAUGAUGAUGGGCAGGAAUAAGCCCUCUUGCCUGUCAUGCAAAAACGCCGUUUGCUAUGGUAUGCGGAAUCCGAAACACAAUAGCAGCUCAAAAUCUUGUCAUGCUUGGCUGCGUAUUGCAAUGCGCCCAGCAGUCACAUUUUAGCAUCACAAGUUCAUGUUCAUCCCAGACCCAGAUCGAUAUUUGCAGUUGAUACCUGGAGUGCCGACUAACGCCGACUUGCACCCACUACGUCAUGGACAACAGCGCGACCCCCGUCUCGUGCACCUUCUACUCCGAGGGCUGCGCCUUCGGCGACCGUCCGCACGAGACGGUGAACGACGUGGUAAAAAAGUUGAUUGCGUUUUUAUCAUUUGUAAAAACGUCCCCACACCAGAGUCAAGAUGGGAAAUCUGCUAGACAAAUCAUCCAGCUUCGGUCGUUUGGCAUGACAAGUAUUUCCUCGUAGUGUAAUCCUGUUUAGGUAGUUCAGCAGCAUUUUUACAGAUCUAGCAUACCAUGCGGAUUAUAGCAGCUCAAAUUCUAAAACACCACUAUAAAACGGCUCUCAUGGCGCUCCGCAUGACAAACUUUUUUGGCAUGCAGAUUUGCAUGACAGCUCUGGGGUGGGGACGUUUUUCCUCAGGAUAGUUUUCCGUGGCCCGCAACGCGGCUAGCUGCAUCGACAUGCACGAAGUUCCACGCCUGGACGAUCCGGACACCAAAUGCGUGAGCGUGGUCAAGGGCUGCGCGACCGCAGCAUCGGGCGCGAACGCUCGGAACACGAUGACGCUGUACUCCUACCAGGACCGGGAGUACGGGUUGGAGGAGUGUCGGUACCUUUGUGCGAUGACGGAGAAGUGCGUGCAGUUUCAUCUGAAUUCCAACUAUCUGUCGGGAACCAGCACCCGGCCCGGGUGCACCCUGCUGAAGGGAAAAAGCUGCACCGAACCGGACCCUAUCCCGUGCAUGCAAAAGUAUCGCACUCGUAGGGAUUGCAGUCAUGCAUUGCAAAUAUCCACUCCAAGGCAGACGUAAAACAGCAUUGACAAAUGGUCUGCGCUACUUUGUAAUGCAGUAUACUCGCUACCAACCGCAACCAGUAUCGGAUUAUAGAUACUUUUGCGAUGCAUAGACCCGGUCCAAAGCUACGACAACUGGAAAGGGUACAACUUGGACGCCUGCCCCAUCCGCGGGAGCGUGUGCCCCGCGGUGGGGCAGGGGAAUUACGAGGAUGGCUCGUGGUGGACCACCACGAGUAUCACGCGCGUCGACCAGGCGACCUCGACCUGGGACACUUUUGUGACGGACUACGAUCACUUUUGCCGGGGCCGCGGGUACCACCGUGUGUGCGGGACGAUCAUGAAGGACGCUGGCGGCGGGGGUAUCGGUAUCGAAAGGAAAAAAAAACCCUCCCCAUAUCAAAAGAAGCGAAACUUCUGAUGCUGGAUUUUUUGUGUAAGUACACAAAUCCGAGCUGUCUUGCUGGAGAGCACUGCAGGCCCAUAUCAAGCGUGAGUACAGAGUUUUUGGCCUAGGUGCUUAGCAUGAAAAACAUCCGCGCCGUAGGCCCAACAGCAUGACAAACCGCCUGCACAAACACAAUGCGGCGGAGCCUGCGGAGUUGCCGUCUUGCAAGACGGACACGAUUUGUGAGCACGAAUCAGCAGCACAAAUGUCCAAAAAUGUACCUUGUGGAGGGGGGACGUUUUCUUACGAUAGUCGGCUCCUUCGCGCAGACCGGCGGCCUCUGGAAGCCCGCUUCCAUGUCCUACAUGAAGUUUGACCUCGCCCUGUAUCAAGAAGAAAAAUCCCCCCUCUGUGACGCGGGAUUUGUGUACACAAAUCGGCUUUGUCUUGCAGUGAAAGACCACAACCAGAUACAAAGCCAGAGUAGGGGCGCUUUGGUGUAGGCGCCUAGCAAGGCAGGCGUGUCCUCCGUAGGCCAUACAGCAUUACAAAUUGCCCGCAGAACCAUGCGGCGGAGUUUUUGGAUCUGCCUUCUUGCAACACAGAGACGAUUUGUGGUCUCAGAUCAGCAUCACAAAUUUUCGGAAGUAUCCCUUUUUGUUAUGGGGAGGAGGGAUUUUUCCUCGCAAUACCCUGAACGAUCACAAGUGCCGGAAGUACGUACCCCGGGUGGAUCAGACCAGCUGCCCCGUUGCCUUUACCAGCCCGUGCGGAGGAAACUCUAUCAACUGCAAAUAUCCCUGGAUGUCUGGAAGAGUGCAAACGUGUCAUGCAGGUUUUCCAUGGCCCAUGAGGUCUGGAAGUGGAAUGCGGGACCUGAUAUGACAGACUCUGUGGGGCGGUCUCUGUCAUGCCUAUCCUGCAUGAGAAAUCCCCCUUUCCAACUUGGUCGAAAAUGGACAGCUUUUGGAACUCAUGCAGCACAGAUUUUUGCCUGAUUCAGAUUUAGCAUGACAAGUUGCAAUCUGCCAGUCCCACACAUAUUUCUUUGCAAUCGAUAAACUCAGACGGUUCCCGCAACUUGUACACCGCCACCCACACCUAUGCAAGGAAAAAACUGUGUAAGUGUAACUUUGUCUUGCAGAUGUUGCAAUACAGUUACGCUUGUCAUGCUGGAUAUGCAUCAGAUACAGAGGCUAUUUUCUUACGUGUUUUCGCGUACUAGCUACGCAUAGCAGGUUUUCUCUGUCGUGCAAAACAAAUCUGUGAUGCUGUUCCUGCAAAAAAGAUACACUUACACACUUUUUUUCUUGGAUAACACCGCGACCUACAACUACUAAAGCGAAAAAAGCCCCCUCCACCCCAUACUCAAAGACAAUUCGUGUUGCUGGAUUUGUGUACACAAAUGAACUAGAGCUUGCCGGCAUAUUCUAUAGCCCAUUUUUUGAAAACGCAUCCGGCUAGCAGCUGCGCAUGAGAAACCAGUCUGACAUACACGAAAACUCAUGGCAGACUGGCUGCACAAUGCGCCACAUGGGUGCUGUUUGCCUUGUACGCAAGACAAAGGAAGCUGAUUUGUGACCACAAAUCACAAACGUCCUUUUUGUUUACGGGAAUUGGAGACUUUUCCUCACAAUAACAACGGGCAGAAGUACUCCGUGGCCGACUGUCGGUAUUUGUGCGCCGAAACGCCGCAGUGCAGUAGCUUCAUCGUGCAAGCCUCCACCGAGGUGUGUACGCUGUACAAGCAAGGUAUGGAAGUGUCAGGAUUGAAAUCGUCAAAGUUGAAAUAAUUCCUCAUGCAUAAAUUGCAAGGCGCGAAAUGUCUCUCUUGCAGGGGUGGCAAGUGAGGCCGACGGUCCUCCUGUUUGGGGUCUACGAUAUAGCUGCUAAAGUAACAUGACAAAAGACACUUUCUGUCCCUAAAAAGCAUUACAAACUGGAUCGAGACGGUGCCGAAAUUUGUCAUGCGCCGCUUAGAAUAAAUUGGGCUUCCAACUGGGAUCGAUUUUAUGCUUGACUCCGCGACCCGGUGGCCUGCGCCUGACCAUGAUCUACGGAAAGGUGCCCUAUGGGCGGUUGCGUUUGUGGUUUCGGUCGGUUUAGCAUUACAAGUUAUUUCAACUUUGUCGGUUUCAAUACAUUCCCAUACAAGGCUGUACAGCGGACUCAACCGACGCGGACUACGAGGGGUACCAUUUGGCUUCCUGCCACUUGAAGGACGACGGCAUAAUUGGAAGCUUCGUCCCGCCCAGCGCGUUGUUGGAAACCUACCACACCCUCGAUUCGUCCAGCAAUGGAAGUCCCCUGUGGCGGCCUGAGUACGAUUUUGGCAGCUACUCGAAGGACACAGAAUUUUUCUCGGUGAAAGGAGGCUAUUGCGCGACCUUCAAGCAGUGGCACCAGGUCGAGUUCCGCGACGGGGAGGCCCAUUUUGUCACGGGGAUGAUGCUACGCAUUGCAAAUAUGUAGAAAUAUGAUGCCUGGGUCUGGAAACUGAAACUUGUGAUGCAAAGCAACAAAGGGAAUAUUAGUCAGCGCACGACAUCACUACACUGGAAAAAUGCGCUGCCAGGCAUGACAAUUUUUUCCGUGGUUCUGUGCGGCGUAGUUCUCUGCAUGAAAAAAAAAAUCCGUUCAUUUUGCAUGGCAGACAAGAGGAGCUCUUCGUCUUCGCGGGCGCGCAACACAGAGUUCAGAGUCAACAAAAUUUCAGGGUCUCCGCGCGUAUCCCACACCCUGUUGUCUUUGGUUAUGUGAAAUCUGUCCUGCGCCAAUGGGGCAGUGACAGUGAGUGCGCAGCUUAAUUUAGCAACUUAAGAAGGCAGGCCACUACCGGGGCCGGCAGCUUCCGGAGUCACGGACCCGGAUAAUUUUUGAAUCUCUGGCAAACGCCUGUUCGUCUCGGAGGUACUCGUCGCAGUCUCAAUAUGCAGAAGGCCAUAUCUUCGCGGCCGCGCAACACAGAGUUCAGAGUCAACAUGGCAGACUAGUCGCUGACAAGUUUCGCAAUCUUCCAGGCCCAAACCGAUAUUUGCGGUUGAUAGAUGCUUUUCCGUAAACGCGAACCCCCCAACGAUUCAGCGCGAGUAGUCAACCAAGUCGAGCACAGCCUGGACGGUACCGGUUGGACCGCCGUAACAAGUCCAGGGGCAUUGUCGCCCACGGGUACCUAUGCAUUGCAAAUAUGUCUGGGUCUGGAAGGAUACAACUUGUCAUGCUAAGUCUGGAUAGUGCAAAAAUUUGUGUUGCAUGAUUACCAAUAGGUGUCCACUUCUGAACAAGUUUAGUGGGGGCAGUUUGUCAUGCAGGAUAGACAUGAUGUUGAUGAUAGAUGAUAGAGACUUCGCAGAACCUGUCAUGCUAGGUCCUGCAUUGCAGACAUCAUGGUUAUGGGGCAUGGAAAAUAUGCAUGACAAGUUUCAGAUAUCCACGUAUAUUUACAUUUGAUAGUACCUGGGUCACGCUGAACCAGAAUGCGAGGAAGCUCCGGGUGUCGUCGAGCACAAGCAGCGGAAUGGUGACGUACUGCGGUAUUUGGGUCUACGAGACCACCACGACCACCACUACGCCUGUGUCUUACAUGCCGGCAGCCACCGCCGCCCCUGUCGAUGUCCAGCUUAUCAAAUGUAAAAAUGUCUGGGUCUGGAAGAAUACAACUUGUCAUGCUGUUUUUGGACUCUAAAAAAUAUUGGUAUUGCAUGACCAGCAAGAGGGGUCCGGUUUGUGGUUGUGCUACGCGGACAGGGUAUUUCUCAUGCAGAAGGUGCAUCAGGAAGCCGUGUAAAAGUCUGUGAUGCUAGGUCAUGCGUUACAGGCAUCAUGGAUCAUGAGAAAUAUGCAUGACAAAACCCGGCAAUCUUCCAGACCCAGACACUUUUACAUUUCAUACAGCUCCUGGUCGACCCAAUCUGCGUGGCGGAGUUUGCCGGGACGUGCGUCGGCGGGCCGUUUAUCAAGGUAAACGGAAACAACUACUUCAAUCUAGCAGGCCAGGUGGGCGGCUUGCAGGGUUGCGACAAAAAGUGUCGCGACUUCGCUGCGUCAGGCGUUGCUGGUCAGGAGUGUGAGUCGUUCCGCUGGGACGCUGGAAUACAUGGGGGCAGCCGAAAGCAGCGGUGUCACUACUUUCGAGCGGGUUGCGUGGCUGCGGGUACGCAAUCCAACUCGGACUUGCACGACUUCACAAUCUUCACACUCCAAAAGAACAGGGGCUCGUGCAUGAGUGCGCACGAGGUGCCGGCAAUCAGCACGGACGCCGGGGUAUCAAAUGUAAAAACGUCUGGGUCUGGAAGAAUGCGAACCUGUCAUGCAGAUUUUACAUGGCCCGUGACGUCUGUGAUGUAUUCCCUGGCAUCACAGAUUUUCUGAGUGCUUCUUGAUGCCUAUUCCGCAUGACAAAUGGCCUCCCCGCGUAGCAGGAACUGGGCUCCUUUUGCUGGUCAUGCAAUACAGAUUUUUCUAGAAUCCAAAAUUAGCAUGACAAACAUAAAUUCUUCCAGACCCAGACAUUUUUACAGUUGAUACGGGGAUUGCGACGCCGCGUACAACGGGGCGUGCACCGCGCCUGGGGACGUUGAUGACGGCACGUUGCUUGCCACUUACCACUACCGCAACUUCAAGCUCUCGGAGUGUCGCUGGCUGUGCGCCAUGACGGAGGGCUGCGCCUCUUUUUUUCUUAGACAAGGUACCGGCAUCUGUAAGGUGUAUAAAACAGGGUGCAUAUUACAAGGAAAAAUGCCCCCACCCCCAAAGUUGCAAUAAUUACUAUCUAAACUGCAGCAGCUGGUCAAAAAUGCAUGCGAGGGGUAUGUUCGGGGGUGUGUCAGGGGUAUGCAAAUGGCAGUCAAUCACGACCUGAAUACAAAUUUUUGGCGAAAAAGCAGAAGGUGGGGUAUAAACAUACCCCAGACACACCCCAGACACACCCCAGGCAUACCCCAGACAGACCCCCGAACACACCCCAGGCAAAAAGUCCGAACAUACCCCAGACACACCCCGGACACACCCCGGGCAGACUUUCGGACACACCCCGGACAGACUUUCGGACACACCCCGGCCAAACUUUCGGACUUUGCCACGCGAGGUUUGGCCCCGAAGUCCAGUCUGUCACGCGUCGCGAGGCGGACCGUGCGGCCACGGGGCGAAAGCCCUUUUGGGCAGUUGCUGCAGUUUAAAUGAAGUUACUAUUUAAACUGCACCAACUGCCCAAAAGUGAUCAUUUGGGGGGUGUUCCGGGGUAUGUUCCGACCCAUGUUCCGGGGUAUCAAUCACGACCUAACUCGGCCAUUUCCUCAUGCACCCCCCAAAACAUACCCCACACCUGACUCCGGAAAAGUGACACCCGGCCCCGGAGGUCACUUUUCGAGAGUCGGGCCCGACCCCGGACCUGACUGUCGGAAAGUGGCUUUCGGGGCAUGGUCUGGGGUGUGUUUCGGGGUGUGUUCUGGGGUGUGUUCCGGGGUAUGUUUCGACCCCUGUUCCGGGGUAUCAGACACGACCGGAACCGGCAAAAACCUCCUGCACAACUCAAAACAUGCCCCCCACCCGACUUCGGAAAAGGAACACCCGACCCCGGGGGCCGCUUUUCAAGAGUCAGGCCCGACCCCGGGGGCCAAAGGUUGGCUGCCUAUUCAUUGGGGGGGGCGCCCCGCCCAGGGGCGCAGAAACAGGUCUGUGCGCCCUGGUUCGGGAGAACAGGCUCCAGGAAGGUGGCCGCGCCCCCCCCUCACAUGGUCGUGGGUAGUCCUUUUGGGGGGCGCCCCGCCCAGGGGCGCAGAAACAGGUCCGCGCGCCCACUCUGGUUCGGGGGAAUGAACAGGCUCCAGGAAGGCCGCGCCCGCGGUUGGUCGUGGGAGGGUAGUCCUUUGGGGGGGCGCCCCGCCCAGGGGCGCAGAAACAGGUCCACGCGCCGCGCCCUUGGAAGGCCGCGCCCUCGGCUGGUCUUGGGUAGUCCUUUGGGGGGGGCGCCCCGCCCAGAGGCGCAGAAACAGGUCUGCGCGCCCACCCUGGUUCGGGAGAACAGGCUCCACGAAGGCCGCGCCCUCGGUUGGUAGCGGGUAGUCCUUCGGGGGGGCGCCCCGCCCAGGGGCGCAGAAACAGGUCCACGCGCCCUGGCAAGGCCGCGCCCUCGGUUGGUCUUGGGUAGUCCUUUGGGGGGGCGCCCCGCCCAGGGGCGCAGAAACAGGCCCGCGCGCCCUGGUUCGGGAGAACAACCUCCAGGACGGCCGCGCCCUCGGCUGGUCGUGGGUAGUCCUUUGGGGGGGGCGCCCCGCCCAGGGGCGCAGAAACAGGUCCGCGCGCCCUGGUAAGGCCGCGCCCUCGGUUGGUCUUGGGUAGCCCUUUGGGGGGGGGCGCCCCACCCAGGGGCGCAGAAACAGGCCCGCGCGCCCUGGUUCGGGAGAACAACCUCCCGGACGGCCGCGCCCCGCCCAGGGGCGCAGAAAAAGGCGCAUUUUUCCAGGGGGGCGCCGGCACCACGGGCGCCAAGCCACCCCGUUCUGUCGCAAAAAAAAAACCCUGCCGCAUCAUGGGCAAGAAAAGCCACCGCGGGUGGCCCUUCUUCGCCGCAAGGUCGCAGCGCGGGGACUCUGUCCCCGCGCCAUGACCUUGUUUGUGAUGCAAAGUUUUCAAAUGAAAACUUUUUGUCAUGCAUGAAAGGAGUAUGAACCUUUGUGAGGCAGAGUCUAGGCGUAUAUCGCAUUGCUUGCAUGCGAAGCGCCGCUCUUGCUGGGAUCUUGCGCAAUACAAAUUCUUUCUAUUCACGAUUGGAAAUCUGUGAUGCUGAUAGAUGCAAGAGGGCGAGUGUUUCAGUUGCAAAGGUUUGCAAUACAAAUGCUCCCAAGUUCGGGGGUGGGCGCAUUUUUCAUUUUGAUAGUGCACCGAAGACACCAGUCAGGCGGCCAAUUGGCAGGGCUACGACCUGGCCACCUGCAAGCUGCAGGGGAAAGUCUGUCCCGCCGCCUGGGCGGGGUGGUGCGCCGAGAAGGACGCGCUGCAACUUCCCGCGGUCACGACCGUGGACCAGUCCACUUCGCUGAAGGACACCCGGAUCGCCGAUUUGGACGUGUACUGCCGGGGGCGCGGGUACAACGGGACCGCCUCCAGCUCCUGCGCCUCCUUUUCGCGCAACCAGUUUACGGGCCACGUUUCCUACUUCCGAGCGGGGUGCACCCCGGAUCCAAAGGCCUUCAACCAGAUGCAGUGGAGCCUCACGCAGAACGAUAUCAAGUGCCGCCACCCUGGGCAUGUUCCAGCCCUGGGCACCUGCAACCACGCCUGGAUGGGGUGGUGCUCGAACUGGCAAGACAAAAAGAUUGGGGCCGGUAUGUACUACAAUGACCGGCCCUACACCGUCGCGGAGUGCCGGUACCUGUGCGCGGAGACGCCCGAGUGCGCCGGCUUCGCCCACAAGUUCGAGCACGGCAUCAACGACUGCAGCCUGUUCCGCGCGGGCUGCGAGAAGACAGUCGAGCUGCCCCGCGCCCACCGGUUCUACCACCUGAGUGAGUGCGCCAUCAGCGGGCCGGCACUGGACAUCACGGGGCAGUUUGUGCACUACUCGCACCUUCGUGCCGCUGCCAGCUCUGGUCACGACCCCAAAACGGCUAUCUUUCCGUACCGCCGCGCCGAGCACGACUAUACCGAGCAUGACUUCAUGGGGACUGAAGACACCCGCAUGUCUAAAGAAGGGCCUUCUGCGUGCCUCUCGAUUCUGAAGGGAACCGCUAUGGACUUCUCAACUGCUACAUUGUCAACUGUUACAUAAAUUUGUGAUGCAAGACUGGCAAUAAGUGAAAGGAAGAACAUUCCGCGUGUUGCAUGACAGAUUUGGCACAGGGACGCCCUGCGUCUUGAUGAAGAGAUAAUUUAAACAGGGACGUCCUGCCCUUAGUCUCCCAACAUGACAGAUUUGGCACAGAUUCUCAGCCUGUUUCCCCGUCUGCGAGUUUGUCAUGCGAAGCAGCUUGAUGGCGUGGAUAGUCCAGGCAAUUGCGCAUGGCAAAUCAUGAUGCAACAAUUGAGAAUGUACCGUUUGAGAGCCCCAUCACCGCGCCGGCGGGUUCGUGGGAGGUGGAAUUCCGCGAUAACCAGUUUCUAUCCUGUGCAAUAGUAUCGUACUCGUAUUGCAAUCAUGCAAUACAAAUCAAAAUGGGGAUCUCACAACACAAAUCUCGUUUGGGUUUCGUGAAAGAAAAAUAUCCGUGGGUUUUACAGGGAAAUACAGAAACACAGGUCGGUAUAGACAGAAUAAGUAUCGGUGAGCUUGUUUUUCGAUUCGUCUGCGAUGCGUUGGUUUCGUGAAAUAAUAAACACAUGGAAUAGUUUACGGUUAGUUGAUAGAAUUUUUAAAAAAAGAAAAAAGUAGACAUGCACAGACUGAAAAUCAUGAUACAAGCACCUCCCCACUGGUGGGGAGGUGUAUCCUUGAAGAUGACUUAUCUUAAAAAACUGUAGCCGAGGUGUGUUUCUGUGUUUUCCUGUUUUUUUUUUGGAUAACUGCACUCAGGGGAAAUGAGAGAAGGUGAGAGAUGCAAAAGAGACGAGAGUGCUAUUAGCAGCUAAAAGGAGAAAAUGCCCUUGCUGCAAUUUAUGUUUUCUAUUGUCGAAAUCUCCAGCCACCGUUGGUCAUGAAAAAAGUAAAUAACAGGAUGGCUUAUAUUAUCAUUGGCGCAUUUUUAUGUGUUUCCCACGCUGGCCUCUAUGCCACGUGUGCUCCCUGCUGGAUUCCCUGCGAGGAAAAUUGCCAAGAUAAUAUAAAUCAAAGUAUUAAAGUCAGAUUUUAGAUCUGGCAGAAUACUGGAGAACAGAGACAAUAGAAAAUAUCGACGAACACCGGCACCAGAAUAAAUAUGAGAUGACAUGAAUUGGAAUCCGAGCUAUAGACUUUAUUUCAUUUACAACGUAUUAGCUUUGCAUCUUCUGUUACGCAUAACUUUGAAGUAAUGCAUCUAGUAUAUAGAGGUGUCUAAGAAGACGGGGUUGUGAGCGGCUGGGAGUAAGUUUUAACUAAAAACGGGAUUUAUGAACGGCUAGCUGCAACUCCUGAAAAUUAUACACGCUCUCGGAAGGCAUGGAAAUAGAAACUAUAUGCAUUACAAACUAAGAAGCUCGCAUGUACAAAGUAAAAGAAAUAAAGAAAAAAUAUAGUAAGGUCUCCAUAUUUUUCCGAUACGCCCACCCAAGACGCAGCCGGAUACAGAGCGAGAGGACGCAGAUGUGUGAGCGGGAGACCAGCUUAGAUUAGACCAAUAAACAUGUAUCCUGAAUGAAAAGUGAAUAAUUAUCAAACAAGAAAUAGAAAGUAGAUAGAUUGAAAAUUGAUAGAAAAAUAUAUAACAAAUUCGACAAAAAACAGAGGACAAAAUGGGGAGAAAAAAUCGCAGGAAGGCCCAAACGGGAACCGAAGCCGAGAUUACGAUACAUCUUCGUGCCAGAAUAUGGAAUGAGCAUCUACUCAAGAACAACACGAAUCUGUCGGAUGCAAUCAAGAAGCACCCGCACAAGGACAAAAAUCAAGUAGGAAAAAAAAUAUACGUCUGCCGGCACUGCUAUGACACCUUCCCAAACCAAACAAGACACUCGGGCCACCAGACAACAUGCGGCAACGAAGAUCUGAUCUGCGAAGACGUCAGCAGUCUAAUUCUCGAUGAGAAUUAUUUUGAAGUCAUGCAUGUUGAUUUUGAUACUGAUGAGACUAAAAAUACUGGCAUGACAACCAUUAUCUGGGUAAAUAAUCCGAAAAGGGAUCAGAUGAAGCGUCAUGGUUGUAGUGGCAAGUUUGUGUGUGGUAACUGCGAAAUCGCGAACAGUAACAACUACCGCUUCUUAGUUAUGCAUCAUCAAACCUGUCAGCGCUCUAUAGAUAGGGCGUUGAAGGUGCAGCGACUAGGUUUAGGUAGGAGCACCCGGCAGUGCUUUCGUUGCUCUGCAAAUGUGCUAGCCCUGCGCGCCCAUAUUAUUCAGCAUAACAAACUUGAUAAUGCAAAAUAUGUCAGCACCAAGAAACUGAUAAACUUAGAUAUAUUUAAUUGGGACGAAUGUGUAGCAAUGUCAGAUGUAAUAUUGGAGGAAGCGAACUGGGGCGAGUUCCUGCCGGUGUUCAUGAACGCGCAGUCGAUACACACGAACGGGGUGGGGUACUACAUUAUUGACUACCUGGACUCCUUUGGGCCGCAUGUGGUGGGAAUUAACGAGACCGGGGUUUCCAACCUGGACGACACGUGGUACAUCAAGCAGUUUCUCGAAAUGGGGUACCGCGUCCUCAUCUGCCCGCAGGUGUUGAGAAGAAAGAAGCAGGGGUGUACGAUGGUGCUGAUUCGGGCGUCAGUGAAACUGGUGAACAUUGUGGAGAUUGGCGACACGGACGGCACGGAAAUGAUCCACGUCCAGCUGGAGAUGUGCAAGAAAAUAUUCGACGUGAAAGUGUUGUACGCGCAACACGGGAAGCUGGAUACUACCAUGAUGCCAAUCAGCAGUGGAGUGGUAAUGGGAGACCUGAACGCACGAUCGCGGAUGUGGGACGUGGAGACAAACGACAACGGAAAAAAAUUGGAAAAGUUUCUACGGGGGGAAACGGGAAAGAACCUCAUCUGCGCGAACGACCCGAAUACCAGCACGAGGAUUAGCAAGACCGCGCAAACGUCUCCGGACGUAGUUUUGUACACAGACGACUUUGCAGAUGUGGAGCAUUUUGAUGCUAUUUUGCCUUUCUUCGAAGAAAAAAUCUCUCGCAAUGAGCUCCCGCUUGGAGAGUUGUCCCGCAACAUGCAUGACGGGGAAAUGCAUGACCUUCUUGUAGAGCUGGAUGUUGAUCCGACUAGUACUGAAGAACCUACAGGGACUCCUGCAAACGUCUCAAUCUCGCGAGGGCAACAUGAGCAUGAGGGACAGAUGUCAAUUGCAAACGGUUUGGAGUUGCUACGGCUUGAUGAUGCUGAAAUACCCCCUGACAGCCCCCCGCAGAGAAGAAGGUUAUCUGAGGAGUCGGAUUUUGCCGGUCUAAAUCCUGCUGCGGAAGUUGAUGAAGAUGAACUUUUUGCGCUUUCUCUAGAUCAGAUCCCGGAGCCAGAAAGCGACAUGACCUUUAGAGGAGUAUCAGGAAAGCAGAAAACAGGCAAGACUGCGAAGCAGAACAUGAGCAGACCAAGGAGUAAGUCAGCUACUAGCGCCAGUGAUGAUGGGGAUGACGCGGCGGGUGAAGAAAUAGGGUCAUUGAGAACAGCAGUACUAUCUAGAAAUAGGGGGGCAGAGUCCUCCUCAUCAAGUAGUGCUAACGCUAGUAGGAAUGUAAUGCAUGCUUCUGCAUCUACUAGUGUGAACGCUGAUAGCUUUGGUGACAUUGUGAUGGGUUUUGAGUCGAUGAAUAUUGCGGAUGUGCAUGAUACAGGUACGGGGGGAUCGAAAAAGAAAAGCAUCUCAAAGUCAAAAAAUUUACAAGCAGACAAUAAAAAGAAAAACAAACGGAGUACCACGCAGCCUGCCCGAGGAGCGGCGAGGACCAAGAAGGCGGAGGUGGACAAUACGGAACUGGAAGAAAGAAGGAGGGAAAGAAAAGCAGCCGCAGAUCGAGCUAGAGAGAAAGGAAAAAUGUGGCAUAGUUGCUCCGAUCAUUGUCUUGUAGAAACAAGAUUUGUAUUGAAAAACGCCAUUCCUGACAUCCCGGACAUGCAUGAGUAUGAUGCUGAAUGGGGGGGAGUAUCUCUUGAUUUGCAUGAUAGUCCGUGCAUGAAUGAGGAAGAAGUUGCAGACAGGUACGCAAAGAACCUUCCAAGAUUUAUUUUUGAAGAAGGGGUUGAAGUGAAAAAACAAAAAUGGGUGGGGCCUUUCAAUGAAUCCAUAACAAAGGUGAUGCGGACUUCGCGGAUUAUGAAGGAGGGAUGGACAAAACUGCGACCGGUUUUCGCGCAGAAGGAGCUACAAAAGUUACAGAGGGUGAUCAUCUCGUCUGCCAAAGAACAUCUUCCAGGGAAGCGGGCUGCGAAGUCUACUGCGCCGGGAAGCAGGGAUCCGAAGCGAAAGAAAGCAGCGGGAAAUGGAAGUAGUGCUGUAAACGGUUCCAACGUACAGGAGCCUGCUGAUGAAGGUUCUGGCGAAGACUGCGACAGCCUUGACCCGAAGAAACGGUGGGAUGUAAUUAAUAAAACAGUUCGGGAUAAGCAGAAGUGGUCAACUGGAUUUCCCUCGCAACUAAUAGCAAAGGAGUGCCGGGCGAAAUAUUAUCGACGGGUAACAGGCGACCACUCUGUAGGAGAAGACGAGAAUGAAAAAGCAGACAAGCUGAUCAAGAAAAAGAAAUUAACGCAAAAGCCAAUCCCGUCCGAAGUAACAUUAGACCACAGAAAAAUUGUGUCCUACUUUCACACACAGUACAGAACGAGGCCUGAGCUUGUAUACCAAAAGAAUGGAAUUUCUGGGGACGAUUUCAAAGAUUUGCAAAAUAAAGCCUAUGAAACAAAACGCGCUCUGCAAGAAAUAGGCAAAAGGCAUGUUGAUGAUCGGGUGGCAAGGGGGGACUAUUGGCACCUUUCCUAUGUGGAGUUCAGGUCUGCACUGCGAAGACUGGGAACGGGACGCAGCCCGGGUGACGAUGGCAUCGCACACGAACUCAUACUCGCGAUGGAAGGACUACCGCUAGAGGUGUUGUACCGCAUCUACUACCUGCUGCUGAAGCAUUGCAGAUACCCGGACGCUGCGCGGGACAUAAUCCUCGCCCCGGUAGCAAAGACACCACAGCAGCCUUGGGUAGAAUCACUUUUCAGACCAGUAUCGCUAAUAUCUGUAUUGGGGAAAAUAAUGGACAUUCUACUUGAUAGACGAUUUUGCAUAUACUUAGAAGGAUGGAGCUGGGUUGGUAGUCAAAGGCUCGCGCGUUCCAAGUCUCCUAUGUUGCCGGUCUAUUCUGUUGCUUACCGUCUUGCAUUUUUUAAGGAGCUAUGUGCAGUCAGAAUGUUGGAUUUCUUGUUCUCGGACCACUUCUUUCAAGCCGUCGGGCAAGAAGCAUGAAAAGACAUUCAUCAUCCUUAAUGAUAAUGAGGCGGGUUUCGACGUUGUCGACCACUCAACGCUCCUCAGCACGAUGGUUGAGUUCGAAGUCCCUGAUGAUCUUGCAUUAUCCGCGUUGGACUGGUUGCAUGACAGGAAACAAAAAAUAAGAGACCCUGACGCCCUGAGACCCAAACCAGUGAAACACGACGGCAGCGUGGUUUUCUUGUGUUUAGAAUGACGAAAAAUAAAUACUCAUAGCAUCGUGAUUUCGAUUUCUCUUGUUUUUUGGGGGAUCCGCCUCUCCACGGGGAUCCGCCCGCUCCCCGGGGAUCCGCCUGUUACUCGGGGAUCCGCCCGCUCCCCGGGGAUCCGCCUUCGCCCAGGGGAUCCGCCCGUUCCCCGGGGAUCCGCCUUCGCCCAGGGGAUCCGCCCCUUCCCCGGGGAACCGCCUUCGCUCAGGGGAUCCGCCCGCUCCCCGGGGAUCCGCCUUCGCGCAGGGGAUCCGCCCGCUCCCGGGGAUCCGCCUUCGCUCAGGGGAUCCGCCCGCUCCCGGGGGUCCGCCCGCACCCCGGGGAUCCGCCUUCGCCCAGGGGGUCCGCCCGUUCCCCGGGGAUCCGCCUUCGCCCAGGGGAUCCGCCUGCUACUCGGGGAUCCGCCCGCUCCCCGGGGAUCCGCCCGCUCACCGGGGAUCCGCCUUCGCCCAGGGGAUCCGCUUGUUCCUCGGGCAUCCGCCCGUUCCCGGGGGAUGCGCCCGUUCCCCGGGGGCUCCGCCCGCACCCCGGGGGAUCCGCCUUCGCCCGGGGGGCCCACCGGUUCUCCGGGGGAUCCGCCCGCACCCCGGGGAUCCGCCUGUUCUGCGGGGGAUCCGCCCGCGCCCCGGGGGGUCCGCCGGUUCUUCGGGGGAUCCGCCCUCGCCCCGGAGGGCCGGCCCGCCUCCCGCGGAUCCGCGCGCCCUCGGGGGGUCCAGCCUACGAACUUUCUUUGGGGGGAUCCUCCUCAGCUCGGGGGAUCCGCCCUCGCCCCGGUGCGUUCGCCCCAGCCUCCGGGGAUCUCCCCUUGCCAGGAGGGAUCCGAUAUUCGUGCUUGCCCCUCGGACUGCGCCGGCGUCGCGGGGUUUCACUCCCUCCCCGACGGACACCCGGCCAGCCCGGGGCGGGUGCGCCCUUGCGCCAGAGGCUCCCGCCUUAGGGGUCCUUGCCCUUGCCGCGUUGGCGGUGGGCACGGGCACCGGCACCGGCAAACCGGCGCACAUUUCUUGUUUCGGCUUGGUUCUUCCAAGUUGUCAGCGUGUUGCUGGUUGUCAAAGCGGCGCGUUGACAACCAGCAGCAGGAUCGAGAUGCGACAACCACACAGAAACAGGAGGCGUCCGCACAACCACCCGAGGCCUUGAGAAUCGAGAGAAUGCGCGCCGGUUUGCCGCGAUGCCCUGCACUCGAGUGCGUUCCAAAAUCUUCCAAAAUGUGCGCCGGUUUGCCGCGGUGCCCGAAAUCGACGCUGUGCCGGCGGGGAAAGACCGCGAAGGACGGCGCGAAUCCGGCCGGAGGAUUCCGGAGAGGAUUUUGGAAUCCUCUCAGGAAUCCUCUUCCGAAAUCGAGGCAAUACCGCCGGGGGAAGGGCGCGGAAGACGGCUCAACUUGGGCCAGAGGGUUCCCGAGAGGAUUUCGGAAUCCUCUGCGGAAUCCUCUGUGGAAUCCGCGCCCGGAAUCGAGGCAGUGCCGUCGGGGAAAGGGCGCGAGGGACGGGCCAACUUGGGCCAGAGGAUUCCUGAGGGUGGGGAUUUUGGAAUCCUCUGCAGAAUCCUCUGCGGAAUCCUCUCGCGAAAUCGAGGUAGUGCCGCCGGGGUAAGGGCGCGGAAGACGGCUCAACUUGGGCCACGGGAUUCCUGAGAGGAUUUUGGAAUCCUCGGCGGAAUCCUCUGCGGAAUCCUCUGUGGAAUCCUCCCCCGAAAUCGAGGCACUGCCGCCGGGGAAAGGGCGCGGAAGACGGCUCAACUUGGGCCAGAGGAUUCCUGAGAGGAUUUUGGAAUCCUCUGUGGAAUCCUCUGCGGAAUCCUCUGUGGAAUCCUCCCCCGAAAUCAAGGCACUGCCGCCGGGGAAAGGGCGCGGAAGACGGCGCAACUUGGGCCAGAGGAUUCCUGAGAGGAUUUUGGAAUCCUCUGAGGAAUCCUCUAUGGAAUCCUCCCGCGAAAUCGAGGCACUGCCGUCGGCGAAAGGGCGCGAGAGACGGCGCAACUUGGGCCAGAGGAUUCCUGAGAGGAUUUUGGAAUCCUCUCAGGAAUCCUCUGCGGAAUCCUCCCCCGAAAUCGAGGCACUGCCGUCGGGGAAAGGGCGCGGGGGACGGCUCAACUUGGGCCAGAGGAUUCCUGAGAGGAUUUUGGAAUCCUCUGCGGAAUCCUCUGCGGGAUCCUCUGCGAAAAUGUGCGCCGGUUUGCCGGGGCCGCCAGGUUGCUCGCAAUCCGCAGCCGACUGUGGCGAUCUGGGCGCACGAGACUGCAACGCAGACGCGGCGCGGUUGUGCAAACAAACAGCAGCGGAGUCCUUGCGCGCGCCGCGUUUUCGGUUGCAUUGCAACACACUUUAGCACGAGCUAAGCCGAAGGUUUCCCGGGAAACCUUAAACGACCUUGCCCGAGCGGAAUCCAUUGAUUUCUGGGUCUCACAGCGUCACUUUCUCAAAAAUAAAGACCGAUGAUAACUCGUGGAGCUUAUCUCCCGGCAUGCCGCAAGGCAGUCCUUUCAGUGGUUCUGCGUUCAAUAUCCAUAGCCAGAAACUGAUAAAAAAAAUGGAGAAGAUAAACGGCCCCCCGCUCGGAACACAAGGGCAGUAUUCCGAUGAUAAUAAUCAAGGCGGGAGCGGAGAGAAGGAGAGGGCGACCACGGUGACGGAGGAGCUGGUGAAGGAGGGAAGGGAACUAUUUAUUUUUUUCGAGGGUGACAAGGCCGAAGAAAUUUGGUUUGAAACGAAGCAGAACAACAACAAGAAACUUCUAGAAGCCGAGGCGAAAAAUAAAGAGGUACGGGACCCAAGAGAACUUGCAGGAAGUUCAUUAGGAUUCUUCUUCGAUGGAACAUGGACUAUGUCGUCGCACUAUCUUAUCAUGUCUGCUGAAGGAAAAAAAGAAAUGGCCAACGUUGCACGAAUCAAGAAGCUUCGCUUCUCUUGUAGAGUUGACGUAUUCCGAGCUCUUGCAUACUCUGCAUUUUUGUCGAAUUCGGUGCCAAUGUAUGUCUAUUUUUCGGCCGCUAACAAAGCAAAAAUCCAAAAAGAUGUCGCAAAAGGACUGAAAUUAAUGGCAUUCCUACCAAUGCAAUGCCCAAGUGCCAUCCUCUUUCAUGCGGCAGCUUUACCGAGUAUCACGGCGGCCUUCAUUGUCGAGAACGUGAUGGCGUUCUGGAAACAAGCAGCAAUAGGGGCGGGAGAGAUGGGAGAUUAUGAAGAAAUAAAAAAGAAAUGCAUCGAGGAAAACUUCACUUCGACUUCAGCAAUAGAAGCGCUCCAAAAAACAUACAAACAGGCAUGGACAUCGAUUAUGCAGCGCAUCUCUGUCAUGUGUUUCCCGGACAUACAUGAAGCCCUUAUGGCGCAAGGACUUAAAAUUGGCAGAGUGUACUGGAAAGGGGUAAGACUCCAGGUGCGAACGAUGGCGACAGUGGCGCGGGAUUUUGGGUGUAGUGACCUCACCAAACUUAACGAGGAGGAGAAACAGCAUCUACGGAUCAGCAUCGCAUGGAAGCAGCAGGAGAUGAUCACGGGUUUGCUACGGUCCUCGAUGCAUCGGAUGGCUACCACAACAGACGGAACGGUGGACAAUCAGAGGAACCACGGCGCUGCGGCAGGAGUAACGUGGUGGCAUGAUGCAUAUCGAUUGGAGGACGUAAAAAGAGAUGAUGGAUGGGUUCUGGAAGGUAGAGAAACAUAUCCCGAGCCAAUUGUCGUAAGCUAUGCAUAUGUCAUGCCGCCAUACCACAUGUCUGACUUGGUUCGGGUAGACUGUUUCGAUGCUGAAGGAUUUGGCUUCAUCCAUCAUCUCGAAAAGUUGAGACUCGCACUGCUAUCCUCGGGAGCAAGAUUUAGUAUACGCGAAUUCCAUUUUUUCCUGGACUCGAACUCGUACUGCGAAGCGAUGGAGUGUUUUGGGGACAAGUCAAACCCGCUGGCGAUUAAGGGCAUGCUGCUGAUGGAGGAAAUUCGGGAAAUAUGCCUGGGCACCGCGGGUCCAGAUCCGGCGGAAGGAGAAGUUCUUUUUGCGAUCUACUACACGCCAGCGCACUGCGGGAACUGGUACAACGACUGCGCAGAUGCCACGGCAACUAGGGCGAUGCAGGAGUGGUGGAAAGGGCACAAGUCCCAUCAAGAUGGAGACUCGGCACUAGGAAGCGUUUACUUGAAGCAAAUCACCGCCCCGCUACUGCGCCAAGUCGCGACGAAACUUGUAAUGCAGGAUGAGUUUUCACGGUGUAAAUCGGUUUCGUCAUACAUGCUGGACAGGAGACAACGCCUUGGGCCUUAUCGUCCCCCUGCGGGUUGCCUUAGAUCAAGGGAGGCCGAAUUGCUAUACUUCUGGCGCUACCUAGGUAUUGCACAGAAAGGACAUCUUUUUUGCGACGAAAUUCUGUUUGAAGGAGCGGAUGGGCAGGGGAUUUUCAAGCAAAAAUGCGCAAGGUGUGGUGGGGUGUUCGACUGUGUAGUAGACCAUGCUUUAUUCACAUGCCCAAAAAUUGAAAGUGUCCGCCGGAGACACUUAGGACAAAACGCAAUACCAAAAGAAUUGGGCAUGAAUAAGCUAGAUAGUCCGAAACUAAUGCUGACUUUCAUAUGUGACGCAGAAGCCGGACUAACAACGGAGUACUACCGGCGGGAGGUGGCCAAGACGCUGGAAAGAACAGGCACAACUAUGAACAAAACAAAAAAAUCAAAACCACGGGAGCCGAACAGUUUCGAACAACAUCUUCAGGAGAUGAAAAUCUUCAACGAAAUGUUUGGCAUGCGGAGAACCAGAACUGCAACAGCGGCGGGAGCAUCGCAACAACUGCCGGCGGCGCAACCACAUCUUCAUCAGUCCGCACCAACGACUGCAGGGCAACAACCAGUACGACCAGCGGUGGAGGGAACAUUGAGCGGCAGCUUGCGUGCAGGUACUGGAGCGAAGACCGUGGAGGCCGGGAUGACGUCUACUACUACUUCGUCGUCGAUUUCUUUACCAGUGCCUUCGCUCCAGCCAAAGGUCUCAGUUUGGGAAUCUGGACAGAGAAGAGAAAAAGAGCGCAUGGACCGGGUGAAGAGGACCUACGGAGGAAAAAAAUGGGUGUGCACAAGCAGGCUGUUAAGUGCAUACGAACUGGAAGAUGACAGCAGCACGGAGUUUUACAUCGAAAGGACUUUUUUCUGCGAAAACAUGGGACGAGAAGAGGAACGGGUUGAGGGAGUUUGGUUUUAUGUUGACAGCACAGGACUGCACCAGCCGUCGGACUCGGAGAGAAGUGGGUGGGUUGGAUAGUAUGGUAAAAAUAAAAUAAUUCUUUAAAAAGGCAAAUGUGAAAAGUAUAAUGCAAGUCUCCACUGGUAGUUCGCUUUUGUUCUAUGCUUUGCACUGCUGUUUUUUUUUCCAUGCCCUGUUGCAUCUCUCUGCAGCCCCGGUGUGACAGUCUCCACUCGAUAUAUAUGCUCAGGGUGGACCUCGGGCCCUGGUGGACCCCGAUCACCAGGUGUAGGCUUCUUUCUACUUAGUGGUGCACUAGCUGCGAUUACCAGUUGAGACCAAAUCUGUAAUGCAGAAAUGAUACAUGCCUUCAUUAUUUGUUUUUAGGUAUUACUCAUGAUGAGAUCAUGGAUUACCACGCUAGUUGACAGUAAAAAAGUAAAAAGGGUCAAAAUGAAAAAAGAAAUAAAGAGAGGUAAAUACGCGGGGAACAGAAGAGGAGAUGAAUUUUAUUUACAGAACAAGAAGGAUCUGGACAAGAACACGGAUUUUUAAUGGAAUCACGGAUCAAGAGCAUGAUGACCAAGCACACGGGGGGAAUUGUCGUGCUGAUCCUGAAUUUGGCCGCCGACCUGUGCUCAGAAUCAGGCUGGGUAUAAGAAAUUCGACACACACUUGUACGAAGCGAUGGUGAUUACCUUUGUUCCGCUGGUAGAGUGUUGGACUCGCAGACGCGGCUGAGGGGUGUUAGCGGACCGGGACGCGGAACCAAGGCUGCAGCGGGUUCAGGACUCUAUCAGUCAGGGCAUAGGGGGGAGUUGCUGGUGAGAUGUCACAGGCGGUCGAAUGAUGAAGAAGAAGGUUACGUUAAAAAUACAAUAAAGAAAUGAGUGCAAAGGGACCACUAACAUGACAUCAGAAAAAAUCACGCAAGUCGUAUAUGUGCUGCUUCUCUUUGUCUUCUAUGUAGCAGGGAUCAGGUCCUUGCUUCUCUGUCUGGUCUGUAGAUGGCUCGAGGCUGUACUGGGGGUGCACAGUCACCAUUACUCAUAUGUUCGGUAGGAUUAUCUUUUUGUCUCUUGUUUUGCUCCGAUCUUCUUGGAUCUUUCCUUCCCCCUUUAUUUUGUAGCGGCCUCUCCCCGUUCCGUAGUCUCUCUGCCGUCAGGAGCUGCUCCAUAGAUCUUUCCUUUCCUUUUUUUCCAGGCCGGUGUUUGUUUGUCUCUGCUGCUUGAUCUAGGUUUCCUAUCUGCUACGCGCAUGUGUACCUUUGUGCCCGGAAGUUUUCUUUUAAACAUGAAGCACGAAUAUGGCGAUAGGCAUUGACAGACAAGACCCCUACAAAAUCUUCAGUCCCGACCACCCCCAGAGUGGGACUGAAGAAAUAUUUUAUAAAUUUGCAAUGCGUGGGAAAGGAAAAAAUGGCGCGAGAAAAUAACGACGAAGCAGCACGAGACGAGAUAGCCGUAGCGCAAUAUAGCGAUGAUAUUGCGGUUGCUGUACCGAUGGGAGCAAGACAAGGACCGAUGGGACUGGAAAUGCUGCAACACAUCCGACGGGUGCUAGGACAAGCAGAACCCCAAGCACGCCCCCGACAUGAAGCGAGUCAUCACAUAUUGGCACUCGACAUCAACAACUUCUUCAACGCGGUGCCAGCCCAUGAGCAACGGGCGGAGGGGGGCGGCGAUGCUGAACGUGAUGGGCAAGACGAUGAAGAUCAGGCGGACCAAAUUGAUGGCGCAGGACAAGCUGCAGAACAUGCCGGGGGAAACCGAAACACGAGGAGAAUUAUGGGGAGACACAGCGUCCGAUCACGAAGAAUUUAGAUACCUUCAUGAGAUAACUUUAAUGUAGAAGUGAAAAAAGAACGGCAAGGAGGCUGACAUCUGGUGGGCGCUAAACGGAAACAAAAUGCGAACGAAGUGACGCUGACAGUGAAAAACAAAAUAGACGAAUGCUGCUGGUGACAUUGUACCUGCUGGAGUAUAGACGAUAAAGAGGUACCCCCAAAGUAAAACUUACUCUCUUGGUGUGUUCACAAAUGCUGCAAUGAUACAAAAACAUCUACAAGAAGAUAAUUUAUGCAUGUAGUUAUGGUCUUCCGCUCACACUUACCUCGGGCCGGUAGAUGACCAACUGAUAUGGGACAUACGCAAUGAAUCUAUUAGCAUAAACACAGGCUUAUCAUUCUGAAUUCUGCAUGCAGCAAGUCUUUACCUCUAUUUUCUGAUGCUGUUCUUCUCGGCAGCAUCUAUCUCUCCUUCAUGUCGAUGUUCAUUAUGACUGAGUUUUGAUAGGUAUGAGAUGAAGGGCGAUAGAUGGGCCUGCGCAUGACAGAGAUGUUCAAGAGGAGGUAAUGCAAACAUAAGUGAAGUAUAAGCCGAAGAAUGAUAAGAAAAAGGAAAUGCUAAUAUUUCUUUUUAGGUCUGCAUAAAUUCGAAAGAAAGCAAGGGCUGUGGACGGGAAAGGUAUAUUCUGCGUAGGUCCGCUCUGCGGUCUACGCACAACUCGACGAAGAUCCGGAACUUUAUAUGCUGUUUUAUAUGAUGUCGGUUGUGUUUUUAUAUGCUGUGGAUCGCAUCGGAUCCGGCUGGGGCAAUAUGAUUUUGCAUGUGUAUCAUGAGGUAGCCCACGGCGGAGAGGACCACUGUCCUCGAGUCGUUAACUAAAACGAGUGCUUUGGACGUUAACUAAAACGAGUGCGUUGCGCGGGUUUAGGGUUCCCCCGGUUUGUAUCUCCCGGUGGCAUGCUUUGAAGGGUUUAGGGUUUCGAAAGAAUUUAUACCGCAUGACGCGUGACGGGAGCACGCUAAGCGCAGCGGGCGGGUUCCGUUCUCGCCGUAACACAAUUCCAGAAAGAAAGAAAAAGUCUGCCCACGUAAAGGAAAACGAAUCCGCGCGCUCGGCGUGGUAGCUACCCCCAUGCCGUUCGGGUUUUACUUUUAGCAGCCACUGGCAUCACAAAUUGCGGUCUUCCGAUCCUCGCCGAUGAUUUUCGUCUUAUCUUCUUUUGUGGCCGGUGCCUUCGAUUCGAGCUUGAUCGCGAUCUCUUGUCGACCACCGAUGUCGACCUUUUGCAGCAUGCACGCACAAACGGGAUUUUCGAAAACGGAGGGGGGGGGGAAGGGACCCCCAUUUGUUUGCCGCGGCGCGAAGCCGCAAAUCUGUGGGCCACGUCUACCACCAGAAGUAUUCCGCCCGGGGGCCGCUCCAUGAAUUGAAUUGAAUUGAACUGCCCCCCAGCCCUGGCAAAAAAAAAAAAAAUCAUGCAAUGCAAAUCCUUUUUCUACGGUAAAUCCGCAUUACAAAAUCUAUUUGUUUCUCAUUCCGAAUGAAUGAAUGCUGAGGAAAUUUGUAAUGCAUUUAUACGAGUGCGAUACUUUUGCAGUUCAUAGCUUCGCAACCUGACCGGGGUGGUGUUCUUCGCCCACGCAACUGCUCUCCGCUGCCCUGGUGGGGGAAAACCAGACACGCUAGAGUACGAGGGCGUGUCGGAUGCGGACGGGGUCACUCCCACGACGUUCUCCCUGGACCUGACGGGCUUUUCCCUGGCGACCACCGGAACCUGGAUUCCGCUCGGGCGCGCGGUGCGGAAGCUCAAGAUCCUGAAGACCAACAACCACCUGUGUUUUUGUGGCCUAUCACUCUACCGGCUUCCGCCACCCCCGGAGGGGGAGGACUCUGGGGGAUCCAGCAGUUCGGAUUCCGGCAGUACUACCUCGACCGAGACAACCACGCUAUCAAAUGUAAAAAAAAGACUCGGUCUGGAAGAAUGCAACUUGUGAUGCUAACUUUGGAUUCUAAAAAAAUCUGUAUUGCAUGACCAGCAAGAGCCGCCCAGUUUGUGCUACGCGGGGAGGGCAUUUGCCAUGCGGGAUAGGCAUCAGGAACGCCUCUAGUUCAUGAUGCUAGGUCAUGCAUUACAGACAUCCUGAGUCAUGCAAAAUAUGCAUGACAAACCUGGUAACCUUCCAGACCCAGACAUUUUUACAUUUGAUACACGCCGGGCGAGGACGACUUCACGCGGAUCACCAACACGUUUCCGCGGCUCGCCCCCGGUGCCGUUCCGGUGGAGAAACCGCUGAAGAGCCCCUCCUGCUACGGCGGGGUGCGGCUGGAGUAUGCCGGAGUAUGGGACACGGUGGACAGCAGCUCGGAGGGCACGGACGAAAGUGGCGUGGCGCUUUUGAAAACGUACCCGGUCUCGAGGCAGGCACCGGCCACCACCGGCACGGGAACGGCCUUCUUCCUGACGCCCAACCCCGCACGUGCGGGGAGCUGUUGGGAGAGUGCGGCAGGCGAUAGUAGCAUCUACUGGAAGGUGGAAUGGAAGGUGGGAGCGGGGAAUACACAUAUCAACGCCCCGGCGAUGAUCCGUCUGUACAACUACGCGGCCGCCUACACCAGUUUGCCCGGCAACAGCGGAAAGGAAAAUCGCUUGAAGAAGGCCCGGGUCAGAGUUAGUCGCACAUUUAAUAUGUAUGGAUGGAGCUUUGGAGGGACUAAUCCUGUCCUCGGUUCGUUGGACCCUGAUGCGGACCCACCGGCCGCUUGUUUUCCACCGAGCCCUACGAGUCAUUUAUAUCCAGACUGGGCAGCCGACAAUUGCCGAGUGGUGGAGGAUUUGUCUCCCCUGUACGACCCCGCCACGCGCUACAUAGACAUCCCGUUUAUGCAGCACUGGCGAGUCGGGCUUCCCAAUGGCGCGCCGGGUGUGCAGGAUAACGGGGAGGGACCCGAUACGAAGGGCAUCGAGAUUUCCUGGAAUGCCGCGCGCCAUGGAGCCCCCGGGGGGAGCGAUAUCAUCAACGUGUGUGGAUUAGUGGUCCUGGAAGAUUACAGCACGCGUGUCUUGGACGGCCCGUCCGAAAAGUACUUGGCGUCCGCUCUUCCAAUCGACUUGUACAACGCCUCCGAAUAUUCGCAUGUGCUUUUCGACUGGAAAACGGAGUAUGGUCCAACGCAGGAACUUUACCUGGACGGGCCCCCCUUCUACGACGACUGGCGUCCGCUGGUGGUGAACGGGACCGCAGCGGAGUUGGCCGUACCACACGUUUCCGACGGGGAGAUCCUUCCUGGGUGGUGGUUUUCGUGGUACGCGGCCCACAAUGGUCCCGUGGUUCUAGCCGCCCUGCUGAUCGAGAUCGAUUGGAAGGACCAGGGCUGGGGCAACCGCAAGGGGGGUCUGCAGCUGGAGCGGGGUGGUGUGGUCUACAAUGUCGAGUUCGCGCCCAAGUCGCGCCAGAAAGAGCUCCAUGUGGUCACUGGCUGUGACAGCGAUUUUUCGUUUCUGACCGCGGAAGAGCUUUCCGAAGGGGCGGCACGCACAAAAAUCAAGAUCAAUCAGCGGCUCGGGCACGGCAGCGGCCACGUGCUGCACCUGCUCGACUUGAAGAUCCACGGCCUCCUGCUUCCGCAAAGAAAACGCCCCGCCGCUCGUCGAGCGCUCCAAGAAGACAGAGCACCACGUACUGGUGGACACGCGAACAAGCCAGAACAAGGCAGUAGUAAUACUAGGAGAGCAACAAGCAUGUCGAGCAACGACCGUGAGGACGAGGACAACACUGAGAGGUCAGCGCGGAGCAGCAGACAUGAGUUACGCGAGCAAGACGAACAGCGUGACCCGGAUCAUGCAGAAGUCUCUUCUUCGAAACCUAAGCUGCGGGGCGGGGGAGCCCCCAAAAAUAUGAUGAGCGUGCAAAGAGAAGAACGACAAGACGGCGCGCAACUACCCCCUCCUGCACAAAAUCAAAAAAUGAAUCAGCAGACGAGCAGAGGACAAGGACUUCCGGAAAAAGAAAAGAACAGCGAGCCUACUACGGCUGCGGCGGACCACGAUGAUCCCGGCGACAAGGACCGAGGCAGUGCUCGUCCUGUUGACACGGCCCGCUUGCAGGAGUAUGUGAUAGAGCUUGACUAG
Molecule: messenger RNA, 27467 nt
Organism: Amoebophrya sp. A120
Lineage: Eukaryota; Dinophyceae; Syndiniales; Amoebophryaceae
Source: the annotation of a GenBank genome assembly